UUUUUUCCUUCUUCUUGGGCUUUUGCCUUCGCCUCUGCCUCCUCUCUCUCUCCCUCUCAAUGUCCCACAUUUUUUGAAUCCUCUUUGAAAUAAAAAUAAAAAAAAACCCAGAAAAAAAGCUAUAUUUUUAUUAAAUAAACAAAAAAGCUUGAAAGUUUAAGAGACAGAGAGAGGGGGAGGUAAUUUGUUUAUAAUUGUUAAAGAUGAUGGAUCUAAGGCGAUUGGAGUUGGCGGUUGUGACGGUGGCGAUGGCAGUUGUGGGUGAAUUCGGUUGUUGUAGUUUUGGAAAUGUCGUUACUUUUGAUGUAAAACAUAAAUUUGCAGGUAAAGGAAAGAAUUUAAGUGCAUUGAGAGCUCAUGACAUCCGUCGUCAUGGUAGACUUCUCUCUACUGUCGACGUCGAUCUCCAUAUAGGUGGCAAUGGUCAACCUUCUGAAACUGGGCUAUAUUUUGCUAAAAUUGGAUUAGGAAAUCCAUCAAAGGACUAUUAUGUGCAAGUUGAUACUGGAAGUGACAUUCUAUGGGUGAAUUGUGCUGGAUGUGACAACUGCCCUACAAAAAGUGACCUUGGUAUAGAAUUGACACUAUAUGAUCCAAAAAAGUCCUCCACUUCAAGCUUGGUUUAUUGUGAUCACGAUUUUUGUACUUCGACAUAUGAUGGUAUGCUCCCUGGUUGCAAACCCAGUCUUCAGUGCCAAUAUAAUGUCAUUUAUGGUGAUGGAAGCUCAACUGCUGGAUACUUUGUUAAGGACACCAUACAACUCCAGAAGGUGACUGGAAACCUUAAGACUGGAUCUACAAAUGGGACUGUUAUAUUCGGGUGUGGUGCUAAACAAUCUGGGGAAUUAGGUUCAUCAAGUGAAGCACUAGAUGGGAUACUUGGAUUUGGACAAGCAAAUUCAUCUAUGAUUUCACAACUAGCUGCAGCCGGGCAAGUAAAAAGAAUGUUUGCACACUGUUUGGAUAAUAUAGAUGGUGGUGGAAUCUUUGCAAUCGGUGCAGUAGUAUCACCAAAAGUGAAAACAACACCUAUGGUUCCUAACCAGGCACAUUAUAACAUUGUAAUGAAGGCAGUUGAGGUUGGUGAUGCUGUACUAGAACUACCAAGUGAUACUUUUGAUGAUGCAGAUCAAAAAGGAACAAUAGUUGAUAGUGGUACAACCUUAGCAUAUCUUCCAUCCACAAUUUAUGAACCACUAAUGACAAAUGUUCUCUCCCAGCAGCCUGCAUUGAAAUUGCAUACGGUACAGGACCAGUUUACUUGUUUCAAGUUUGUGGAAAAUGUUGAUGAUGGAUUUCCAGUCGUAAAGUUCCAUUUUAAAGAUUCCCUUGUUUUAGCAGUUUAUCCCCAUGAGUAUCUGUUCCAAAUUCGCGAAGAUGCUUGGUGUUUUGGUUGGCAGAACAGUGGAAACCAAUCUAAAGAUGGCAAAGGAAUUAUCCUUUUGGGAGAUUUGGUGCUUUCAAAUAAGUUGGUUAUAUAUGAUAUCGAAAACCAGACUAUUGGAUGGACUGAAUACAACUGCUCUUCAAGCAUCAAGGUAAAGGAUGAAAAGUCAGGAACGGUGUAUUCUGUUGGUGCCCAUGAUGUUGGUUCAGCUUCCACUUCGACAAUUGGAGGAAUUCUAACAUUCUUGACUUUACUAAUUGCUUUACUACCCACUUCUAUUGCUUAGAUUGUUGGAACCAGCAGUACAGCAUUCUUUGAUUCUGUUGUACCAUAAUUUUUUUCAAUGAAAAUGUGGUUUAUUUAUUUAUUUAUUUAUUAUGCAACUCAGAUCCAAUACUUUCAUUAAUUUGUAAAUAUAUAUUCUUGGAAACAGCUGUUAUCCGCUGCAAAUAAACUUUUUAUUUUGAUUGGUUUGUUGGU
This is a messenger RNA of Durio zibethinus, 1867 nucleotides long. Its product is annotated as aspartic proteinase 36-like. Gene Ontology annotation, molecular function: aspartic-type endopeptidase activity. The record is from RefSeq and is a predicted model, not a curated record. Lineage: Eukaryota; Viridiplantae; Streptophyta; Magnoliopsida; Malvales; Malvaceae. Gene Ontology annotation, biological process: proteolysis.